Messenger RNA from Trichomycterus rosablanca, 1206 nucleotides. RefSeq lists its product as uncharacterized. The transcript has 2 exons. The record is from RefSeq and is a predicted model, not a curated record. NCBI's taxonomy places the organism in Eukaryota, Metazoa, Chordata, Actinopteri, Siluriformes, Trichomycteridae.
AUGUACCGCAAGCCAGCAAGGAGAUGGUGCGGAACUGCUAGUAACAUCUCACAGUUCCGCACCAUCUCCUUGCUCAGCGUGGAUGGCAUUAUCUUUUUCAAGAUUCUUGCUAACCGGCUAACUGAGUACCUCCUGAGGAAUUCCUAUAUUGACACAUCAGUGCAGAAGAGAGGAGUCCCAGGCAUGCCAGGCUGUUUAGAACACACAGGAGUGGUCACGCAGUUGAUACGGGAGGCAAGGGGAAACCGAGGGGACCUGGCAGUCAUUUAGCUUGACCUUGCCAAUGCCUAUGGAUCCAUUCCUCACAAGCUUGUGUCAACAGCUUUGACAACAUACCACGUACCAGAGAAGAUCAAUGAACUCAUUUGGGACUAUUACAGCGGUUUUAGUCUGAGAUUUACCUCUGGGACAAUAACAUCAGCAUGGCAUCGAUUAGAGAAGGGCAUCAUCACUGGUUGCACCAUAUUAGUGGUGUUGUUUGCCCUAGCGAUGAACAUGAUGGUCAAAGCAGCAGAAGUGGAAUGUAGGUUCCCCCUGUCCAGAUCGGCCAUUCGCCAACCUCCGAUUCGAACCUUCAUGGACGACCUGACAGUCACAGCAACAACAGUGACAGGAUGCCGCUGGCUUCUGUGGGGACUAGAAAGGAUCAUCACAUUGGCGAGAAUGAUGUUCAAGCCAGCCAAAUCCAGGUCUCUGGUCCUGAGGAAAGGAGUCCUCAUUCCAUCAGUGUCGGAGAAGCCUGUCAAAAGCCUGGGAAAGACCUUCGACAGCACUCUGAGGGACAAGACAGCAGUCCAGUCAACACAAGCGGAGAUGAAAAACUGACUAUCAGCAGUGGAUAAGUCAGGUCUCCCAGGAAAGUUCAAGGCAUGGAUAUAUCAACAUGGUAUCCUGCCGAGACUCCUGUGGCCACUGUUGAUAUACGAAGUCCCAAUAACCAUCGUGGAGGGCCUCGUGCGCAACAUUAGCCAGUACUUGCGCAGGUGGCUGGGCCUGCCAAAGAGCCUAAGCAGCAUUGCCCUGUAUGGGCACACCAACAAGCUGCAGCUUCCUUUUACUAGUCUGACAGAGGAGUUCAAAGUCACCAGAGCCAGGGAGGUGCUGCUCUACAGAGACUCAGCUGACAAUAGGGUCUCCUCCGCAGGCAUCACCGUUAGAACCAGAAGGCAGUGGAAGGCCCAUCCAACCUGCAGUGCUGGGGGCUAG